Molecule: messenger RNA, 1037 nt
Organism: Saitoella complicata NRRL Y-17804
Lineage: Eukaryota; Fungi; Ascomycota; Saitoellomycetes; Saitoellales; Saitoellaceae
Exons: 5
Coding region: 82-981 (299 amino acids)
Biological process (GO): positive regulation of GTPase activity; endoplasmic reticulum to Golgi vesicle-mediated transport
Cellular component (GO): endoplasmic reticulum membrane
Molecular function (GO): GTPase activator activity
Source: RefSeq, a predicted model, not a curated record
CCUGAACGCCGGCGAAACCGUGGAUGUCCAUGUAGAUACUCGACGGCGCUGCCUGGAUCCGACACCAGUUCCCUUCGCCAAAUGACCAGCGGAGAACACUGUAUUCAGGGGCGACUAUCGGCACAUGAAGAGCAGUUUCAUAGUCCGGAUAACCGACAACAGCAGAUUCGAAAGGCAGUAUCCGAUCAUGACAUAGAAUUCCUUGCGGAAGUUUCUAUAAAGGGUUUAAGGACGAUUCUGUCAUAUUUUCAAGGGUUCCAUGAUAUCUGCCAAGAGCUUCUUCUCACGCUGGACCUCCCCACAGCGGUCCUUACAGCGGAAUACAUUGCACUACACAAUAUUAGAGACACUAUGUUGCCCUCUAUUGAACCCACUCUUAGUUACCUACGUUUACUACCUUCUCUCCUGCUCAAAGUAGAUGAUGAAGUCGGCCGACAUCUUGGUACAAUCCAGCCUUUUUAUGCGUUACCAUUCUUCCUGACUUGGUUCGCUCAUGAUAUGCGGAACCGAGAGGCACUCAUGCGUCUGUUUGACUUGUUCAUCCCGACGCAUCCCUGCAUGCCUGUUUACAUGAUUGCCGCGACUAUAUUGUGCCGCAGAGAACUUCUGCUUGAUAUAUCAGAAAGUGAACCUGAAACUCUGCACUCAGAGCUAGGGAAACUGCCUUUACCUUUUCCAACCGAAGAUUUGAUACACCAGGCGGUGAAGAUGUUCAAUCAACACCCUCCAAGCACAUUGGAUGGGUACGCAGGCACGCCUCGGUCAUACUGCUUAAAAACAUUCACGCUAAGCGGAAGGACGUUGAGUCAUGGCGACGAGCUGCUUGAUAAAGCUACAAGGGAAGGGAUGGCCAUGGAAGAGCCGAUGCAUCGGAAGAGUCACGAAGCUGGUAUGCAAAACCGAUAUAUGGUCAUAGCGGGUCUACUCGGUCUGGCUACUAUGAUGUUCGGAGUCUAUGGACGAAGAGUAUUUGAAUGGUAGAAUCUCAAUGCUCCUCUGAUGCAGUACUCCAUACGCCGUACCGAUAGUGACACUAA